AUGACCUUCCCUCGACGGGAGCUUCCGAGAUUAAAUGAGCUGUUGAUCCCUGAUGACCGAAGAAAAUCCACUCGAAAACACCUUUAUAACCACAUCAUCGACUCCUAUCAUCUGCAUUUAAGCAUGCCGGCCGUCACGUCCUCCAUCCACUUACCUAUAGCGACCUACCCAAUCACAUGGGGUGACAAUUCGAUGCCCGUUCUAGGGCUUGGAAGGUUUGGCUGUGUUGUCAAACUUGGGGAGGACCGCGUCCUCAAAAGACCAAAGACUUUCCCAGAAAUUCAUAAUCCUGAUAUAUCGUACAUCAAUGAAGCCAACAUAAUAUGCCUCGCUAAUGAGGCCAACGUCUACAAACGCCUGGGAAGACACGAUGGAAUUAUUCAGUGCUUCCAGACUUCUUCAUACUCGAUCGAGCUUGCCUUUGCCAAUCAAGGCGACCUGUUCACAUACAUGCAAAACAACCCUCGACCAACAGAAGCAGUUAUAGUUGACUGGAUUCGGUCGCUAGCAGAGACUUUUGCAUAUAUUCAUUCUCGCAGAGUCGUUGUUGAGGACAUUGGUCUGAAAAACAUUCUCGUCCACAACAAUUGCCUUAAGCUUGUGGAUUUUGGUAACUCGCUUCUGUUACCGAUGGAUACGGAUAUGGAGUGCUUCUGCAUUCAAGACAUAACUCCUAGAUUGGAGGUUCUCCACCUCGGCUGCGUGUUUUACUCCCUAGCGACGUGGAUUGAAUUCAAAUACGACUACAUCGACCCCAACCACAUGCUAAAGCCUGAUCAGUGUCCGAAAACAGCUGGCAUUAUUGGGGAAUCUAUCAUCCUCAAAUGCUGGACAGGAGGUUAUGCUAGCAUGGAGUCUUUAAAAAAGGAUGUCAAAGCUCUAUUGGGUUGA
Trichophyton rubrum CBS 118892 is the source of this 891-nucleotide messenger RNA. Its product is annotated as serine/threonine protein kinase. Lineage: Eukaryota; Fungi; Ascomycota; Eurotiomycetes; Onygenales; Arthrodermataceae. Gene Ontology annotation, biological process: protein phosphorylation. The record is from RefSeq and is a predicted model, not a curated record. The transcript has a single exon. Bases 1 to 891 code for a protein of 296 amino acids. Gene Ontology annotation, molecular function: ATP binding; protein kinase activity.